Diachasmimorpha longicaudata is the source of this 1437-nucleotide messenger RNA. RefSeq names its product alpha-1,3/1,6-mannosyltransferase ALG2 (gene Alg2). The coding region runs from base 170 to 1381 and encodes 403 amino acids. The transcript is spliced from 2 exons. Gene Ontology annotation, molecular function: GDP-Man:Man(1)GlcNAc(2)-PP-Dol alpha-1,3-mannosyltransferase activity; alpha-1,3-mannosyltransferase activity. Gene Ontology annotation, cellular component: endomembrane system. NCBI's taxonomy places the organism in Eukaryota, Metazoa, Arthropoda, Insecta, Hymenoptera, Braconidae. The record is from RefSeq and is a predicted model, not a curated record.
UCAUUCCACUCGUUCCAACUGACAGCUGUUUUCGAAGGUAAAAACAAAUGGAGUGAACCGAAAUGUAAACUCCCCAAUGGUUAUAUUUUUUUCCAUUUACAUGUGACGUGUACAUCACAUCGUGUAAUUAACUUUUCUAAGCAUUCGUCAAAGUCUGCGCUUAAAUAAAAUGGUUAGAAUAACAUUUUUGCAUCCUGAUUUGGGAAUUGGUGGAGCAGAAAGGCUCGUUGUCGAUGCCGCUGUUGCUCUGAAGAAGCAAGGACAUGAGGUUAAUUUUAUUACAAGUUUUUAUGAUCCUGAGAGGUGCUUCUCAGAGAUCAAGGAUGAAACUAUUCCUGUUCACGUGGUUGGAGACUGGAUUCCGAGGCACAUUCUCGGGAGAUUUUUCGCUUUAUGCGCUUAUAUUCGCAUGAUCUAUGCCGCCUGUUGGAUCUACUUCAUGGAGCACCGACCACAUGUAGUUUUUUGCGAUUUGGUAUCUGUAUGCAUUCCCUUUCUCCGUCUGUCUGUUCCAAAAGUUAUAUACUACUGCCACCAUCCGGACCAAGUACUGACAGCACCUGGUGGCCAUCUAAAGUCUUUAUACCGAACACCACUCAAUUACUUGGAAGAAAUAACUACUGGACAAGCCGAUAAAAUAUUUGUCAACAGCAUUUAUACUUCUAAAGUCUUUAAGAAGACCUUCACACGAUUGUCUAUCACACCAGAGAUUUUAUAUCCAUCUCUCCACACUCAUUUCUUCGACUCUAGUUAUGCGGCUCCUUUGGAAAAAACUUUAGACAUGAAAUUGCCUGAUGAUAGCAUUAUUUUACUUUCGAUAAAUCGAUACGAGAGGAAGAAGAACUUGGGACUGGCCAUAGAAACUCUGGCAGAACUCAGGCAUUACAUGACUGAGGAACAAUUCAAUCGGACAUUUCUAAUAAUGGCAGGGGGUUACGACAAAAGGGUCGAGGAGAAUGUGGAGCACCACUUGGAGCUGGUGGGGCUUGCGUCUGAGCUUGGAGUCACCAACAAAGUUAUUUUCCUCCGAUCUCCAUCGGAUUCUGAUAAAGUCUCACUUCUUAAACACUGUCAUUUACUAAUUUAUACUCCACCGAAUGAGCAUUUUGGGAUUGUUCCACUGGAAGCUAUGUAUUUCGAAAAACCUGUGGUGGCUCACAACUCUGGAGGACCAAUGGAAACAGUUGUCAAUGAUGUCACCGGGUUUUUAGUAAACGAAUUGAGUGCUGAAAUAUUUGCCCAAAAAAUUGUGGUUCUCAUUCGGGAUAAAGAGAUGAGGUCAAUACUUGGGAGAAAGGGGAAGGCUAGGGUCAUUAAGACUUUCAGUUUUGAUGCAUUCAGUGAUCAGCUGAAUAAAACUAUUGAUAGUUUGUUGAUUUAAUAUGGUUGGCUGGGAGUGGUCUUAUAUGAAGAAUAAAUAUUUUCAUAUUAAGGAUA